AUGGCGUCCAAUGAUACUGCAAACGGGCAACCUACAGCCCUUGGAACGAGGCAGGUGACAACAUCGAUAGUGGUAAAUGGUGCCAUCUUUUGUGCUUUUGUUGCUGUUUUCCUGGUGCAGCGGUUGAAGCUGAAAAGAAUUUACGAACCCAAAUCGUCCUUUCAUCUGAUCAACGACGAGAAAAAACCAGAACCGUUGCCUCGAGGACUAUGGCAAUGGUUUUUACCCUUGCUGAAAAAAUCAGACAACUUUAUCAUCCAACAAGCUGGUCUGGAUGGAUACUUUUUCAUCCGGUAUCUGUUCAUCAUGGGCAGUUUCCUCACGUUCUCUUGUCUGUAUGUCCUUCCGAUUCUGCUGCCAAUUAAUGCUGCCAAUGGAGUGGCCAAGACCGGUUUGGAAGUUUUGGCUUAUAGCAACGUUGAUAAAAAGGCGCGUUACUACGCGCAUGUUUUCGUAGGCUGGGCUUUCUACUGGAGUUUCAUGUUUGUGGUUUAUCGAGAGCUUGUUUAUUAUACAUCCUUAAGACAAGUGGUUAUGGCAUCUCCUCGGUACGCCAAGAAGUUGUCUUCGCGCACUGUUUUGUUUCAAACAGUCCCUGAUCAGUUUUUGAGUGAGACGGAGUUCACAAAACUCUUUCAAGGUGUAAAGCGUGUGUGGAUCGCUCGGGCAGCCAAAAAGCUGGGCCAAAAGGUCGCAGACCGUGAGAAAAUGGCUUUGAAACUUGAAGCAGCAGAAUGCGCUUUGGUGACUCAAGCAGUGAAGGCAGUGGCCAAAAUUAAGAAAAAGGAUCCUUCUUUUGUACCAACAAACAACAUUUCUGAGUACGUUCCUGCGAAAAAGAGACCACACCACCGUCUCAAGUUUUUGAUCGGAAAGAAAGUAGACACGAUUGAAUACAUCACCGAAGAGUUACCCAAGCUCAACGCGGAAGUGGAGGAGUUGCAGAAAAAUCGACUCGAUGAACGGCCUUUCAAUUCUGUCUUUGUUGAGUUCGACACUCAAUAUGCUGCUCAGAUCGCUACACAAGCAGUAAUCCACCAUGAACCGCUCGCUAUGGUUCCAGCCCACAUUGGAAUUGCCCCAAAAGACGUCAUUUGGUCUAAUCUAAGGAUGUUUUGGUUCGAGAGGGCAUUGAGAAAGUAUAGCGCUCUAGCUGCCAUCGUUGCAUUGGUCCUUCUCUGGACUUUCCCAGUGGCAUUUGUGGGUAUGAUUUCGCAAGUGACGUACCUCACCAAAAAGCUGCCAUGGUUGGGAUUCAUCAACAACAUGCCCGAAAAACUGCGAGGCAUCAUAACUUCAUUGGCACCUACUGUGGCGCUUGCAGUUCUGAUGAUGCUUCUGCCUAUUUUCAUCAGGAGAAUGGCAUGGGUCGCGGGUAGUCCUUCUGUUCAGGAGGUCGAAUACUUCACACAACAAUCGUAUUUCGCAUUUCAGGUUGUCCAGACAUUCCUUGUCACAACAAUCGCUUCCUCAGCCACUGUUGUAAUUCCUGCAAUCAUCUCAAAGCCAACCUCUGCAAUGCAACUCUUGGCUCAGAACCUACCAAAAGCUUCUAACUUUUUCAUCUCCUACAUUCUUCUGCAAGGUUUUUCAAUUUCCUCUGGUGCUUUGCUACAGCUUGUUACUCUGAUCUUGUUUUAUGUCAUGAGUUUCUUGCUGGACAAAACCCCAAGAAAAAAGUGGACGAGAUUUGUCAAUCUGGGCACAAUGGCCUGGGGUACAGCUUUUCCAGUUUACAACGUUUUGACUGUCAUUAUCUUCUCUUAUGCGAUCAUUGCACCAAUCAUCUUGCUGUUUGGCGCGGUGUGCUUUUACCUAUUGUAUGUGGCUUACCUUUACAACUUGACAUAUGUGUUUAAGGAAGCACCCGACAACAGAGGAAAUCACUACCCAAGGGCACUUUACCAGACCUUUGUGGGUCUUUACAUUGGUCAAAUUUGCCUGUUGGGGUUGUUCGUCGUGGGUAAAGGUUGGGGACCAAUCGUUCUGCAGGCCAUCGGUUUGGGCGUGACUACGUUCAUUCACCUUAACUUCAAUUCUUCUUUUGACAGAUUGAUGCGCUACGUUCCAGUUGAUGCCAUGAAACCGCUAGACGGCGUUUCAGACACUCCGUCCUUCAAUAACGAAAUUGGACGUACAAUGAAAACUUUGGGAGGAGUUAAAGAACUCCCCCACUAUCCACUCAGGAAGUACCAACCUCGUCAUUCGCCAAGUGUGGACCAAAAGACGACUAGUGUCAGAAGUGAAAACACAUACGAAAUUGACGGUACUGCAGCGCAAGAGGGUGAAAAUAACAUAGUGACUGUGCCUUUGCUAGCGGAUGGAGAUGACGUCCAAGUGUCACCAGCACCAUUUUGGAAACGUUAUUUUCAACCUCAUGUUUACCUGUCUUAUAAAGCAGUUAAGAGCGUCUUGCCGGAGAUUUACAGUCUUCCUGACCCUAACGAAGAGGUGCCACCUAAUAAUGUCAGACAUGCAUACGACUAUCCUGCGGUUAGCGCUGAAUGUCCACACUUGUGGAUUCCCAGCGAUCCUUAUGGAUUUUCUACAACAGAGGUCUCGAAACUGAGCUCCGUUGUCGAUAUCAGUGAUUUCAAUGCCACGAUCAACGAAAAGGGCAAAAUCUUUUGGGAAACUGGUCCUCCAUCGACCGAAAAACCUGACACCAGAAAGAAAAAUCCGUUUGAUGAGGAAGAUGAGGAUCUCUGA
Lachancea lanzarotensis is the source of this 2709-nucleotide messenger RNA. It is a transcript of the gene RSN1, whose product is annotated as LALA0S06e05292g1_1. Lineage: Eukaryota; Fungi; Ascomycota; Saccharomycetes; Saccharomycetales; Saccharomycetaceae. The coding region runs from base 1 to 2709 and encodes 902 amino acids. Gene Ontology annotation, cellular component: plasma membrane. Gene Ontology annotation, molecular function: calcium-activated cation channel activity. The transcript has a single exon. The record is from RefSeq and is a predicted model, not a curated record.